This is a messenger RNA of Bombus pascuorum, 1192 nucleotides long. RefSeq names its product phosducin-like protein. The record is from RefSeq and is a predicted model, not a curated record. Bases 316 to 1170 code for a protein of 284 amino acids. Gene Ontology annotation, biological process: regulation of G protein-coupled receptor signaling pathway. The transcript has 4 exons. NCBI's taxonomy places the organism in Eukaryota, Metazoa, Arthropoda, Insecta, Hymenoptera, Apidae.
CGACUUGGCAAUCCCCAAAAUGUGGAACAUGAAACAGCAUUGAAUAUCAGGUCUAUAUUAUAUCUCGUCUGUGUUUUGCUUCUUACAUAUCUACGGCGUCUUCGUAAGUUAAUUACGAAUAUUGACAUUUCGAAGCCAAUAUUCUUGACUAUUCAAACUUAAAUAAUAUAAUUUUAUUUAUAAUCACUUCGUGUUGCUUGUAUAAUAAGUAUAAGAUUGAGAUGUAAUGUUAGGGUUUCUCCAAUAUCACAAUACUCAAGUGAAAUAUCAGUAAAAUAAAUAGUGUAAAUUGUUUUAACAACGAUAUAAUUAAACAUGUCAACUUUGGAAGAUAAGAUUUUAGGCGAAAAGUUGCACUAUUAUUGUAGUAGCUCCAGCGAAGACGAAGAAAAUGAUUCUGGAGACUCUGACAAAGAGACAGAAGAUGAAAAAUAUUCACAAAUCAUUACGGAUUCCAUAGAACCAUCGUUUUCAGAAUGGGAUGGCACUUCCAGCAAUACAGGUCCCAAGGGUGUCAUAAAAGAUUGGCAACGAUACAAACAACUGCAAGCAGAAAAAAGAGACGAACAAGAAAAAGAAAGACUUCAAUUAAUAAAGAAACUGAGUCUAACAUGUCGUAGCUCUUUAGAUGAAGAAAAAGAGAAAAUUAUGCAAACUGAUCCUGAUCUCGCUGAAUUACUAACUGAUGAAUUUCUUCUACAAUAUCAGAAACAAAGGAUGAAAGAGAUGCUUGCAAGAACUGAGAAACUUUGUUUUCGUAGAGUAAUUAAUUUGGAAACAGCUGAUCAAUUUUUAGAAGCAAUUGACAAUGAAGACAAAUCAGUGACAAUUGUUGUUCAUAUUUAUGAACCUAAUGUUCCUGGCUGUGAGGCUAUGAAUGGUUGUUUAAUAUCCGUUGCAGAGAACUAUCCCUUUGUGAAAUUCUGUAAAAUUUUAGGUUCAGUAGCUGGACUCAGUAAACAUUUUAAGAAAGAAGGAGUUCCAGCUUUGUUAGUUUAUAAAGCUGCUCAAGUUAUAGGAAAUUUUGUUCAUGUAACAGAUUAUUUAGGAGUAGAUUUUUAUGCCUCUGAUGUUGAAGCCUUUUUAAUUGAACAUGGAAUGCUUACUGAUAAAAAUUGUGUACCUCUUAUCACUUCACAUGAUGAACAUGCCUUAUCAGACAGUGAAUAAAUGAAACAAACUUUUUCAUGAA